Messenger RNA from Pyrenophora tritici-repentis Pt-1C-BFP, 1316 nucleotides. RefSeq names its product Pgk, 3-phosphoglycerate kinase. Gene Ontology annotation, cellular component: cytosol. Gene Ontology annotation, biological process: glycolytic process; gluconeogenesis. NCBI's taxonomy places the organism in Eukaryota, Fungi, Ascomycota, Dothideomycetes, Pleosporales, Pleosporaceae. Gene Ontology annotation, molecular function: ATP binding; ADP binding; phosphoglycerate kinase activity. The record is from RefSeq and is a predicted model, not a curated record.
AAACAUCACCCGCGCAUCUUCUUCUCGCCACAAAUCCUUCGACCAUCUACCAUAUACCCAUCAUGUCUCUCUCCAACAAGCUGUCGAUUGCCGACGUCGAUCUCAAGGGCAAGCGCGUCCUCAUCCGCGUCGACUUCAACGUCCCUCUAGACUCGGACAAAAAAAUUACCAACAACCAGCGCAUCGUCGGCGCCCUCCCCACAAUCAAGCACGCCAUUGAGAAUGGAGCCAAGGCAGUCAUUCUCAUGUCGCAUCUUGGCCGCCCAGACGGAAAGCCCAACGCCAAAUACAGUCUCAAGCCAGUUAUACCUGAAUUAGAGAAACUACUUGGCAAGAGCGUAACUUUCACAGAUGACUGUGUGGGCAAGUCGGUCGAGGACACCGUCAAUGGGGCUAGCAAUGGCCAGGUUAUUCUACUUGAGAAUCUGCGCUUCCACGCUGAAGAGGAGGGUAGCUUCAAGGAUGACGAGGGCAAGAAGCAGAAGGUAGACAAGAGCAAGGUUGAGGAGUUCAGGAAGGGCUUGACUGCCCUAGGCGACGUCUACAUCAACGACGCUUUCGGCACUGCCCACCGCGCACAUAGCUCCAUGGUCGGAGUCGAUCUUCCACAGAAGGCCUCUGGCUUCCUCGUCAAGAAGGAGCUUGACUACUUCGCAAAGGCUCUGGAGGAGCCCAAGCGACCCUUCCUCGCCAUCCUCGGCGGUGCCAAGGUCUCAGACAAGAUUCAGCUGAUCGACAACCUGCUAGGAAAGGUCAACAGCCUGAUCAUCUGCGGUGGCAUGUCCUUCACCUUCAAGAAGACUCUAGAGGGCGUCAAAAUUGGCGACAGCUUGUUUGAUGAGGCUGGCAGCAAGACUGUUAAGGACCUUGUUGAGAAGGCCAAGAAGAACAACGUCAAGAUUGUUCUGCCCGUCGACUACAUCACCGCCGAUAAGUUUGACAAGGAUGCCAAGACCGGUUACGCUGAAGACAAGGACGGUAUUCCAGAUGGCUGGAUGGGCCUCGACUGCGGUGAAAAGUCAAUCAAGUUAUACAAAGAGGCCAUCGGUGAGGCACAGACUAUUCUCUGGAACGGUCCCGCCGGUGUGUUCGAGUUCGACAAGUUUGCCAAGGGUACCAAGGAGAUGCUUGAUGCUGCUGUCGAAGCUGCGCAGAGCGGCAAGAUUGUCAUCAUCGGUGGUGGUGACACAGCCACUGUUGCGGCCAAAUAUGGUGUAGAAGACAAGCUGUCUCACGUUUCUACAGGUGGUGGUGCGUCGCUUGAGUUGCUUGAAGGUAAGGAUCUGCCUGGUGUGUCUGCCCUGUCAAGUAAGUAA